Molecule: messenger RNA, 1296 nt
Organism: Colias croceus (clouded yellow)
Lineage: Eukaryota; Metazoa; Arthropoda; Insecta; Lepidoptera; Pieridae
Gene: Prosalpha5
Product: proteasome subunit alpha type-5
Exons: 5
Coding region: 147-878 (243 amino acids)
Biological process (GO): proteasome-mediated ubiquitin-dependent protein catabolic process
Cellular component (GO): nucleus; proteasome core complex; proteasome core complex, alpha-subunit complex
Source: RefSeq, a predicted model, not a curated record
UAUUUUAAUAUAGCAACCCUAUCAUUACAGUUUGGUUUGCUGAUUGCUUGUCAUUAAAAAAUAUCAAUUUUGAUUACUCACGAAGUGUUGUAUCAAAAUUUGUUGAUAAUUCUGUAAAAGUUUAACUUUCUAUACAAUAAAUAAAGAUGUUUUUAACACGCUCAGAAUACGAUCGAGGGGUGAAUACCUUCAGCCCUGAAGGUAGACUUUUCCAGGUGGAAUAUGCUAUAGAAGCGAUUAAGCUAGGUUCAACUGCUAUCGGUAUUUGCACUUCUGAAGGUGUUGUGUUGGCCGUCGAAAAAAGGAUUACUUCACCACUUAUGGAGCCAACAACCAUUGAAAAGAUUGUUGAAGUAGAUCGGCACAUCGCCUGUGCUGUGUCAGGAUUGAUGGCUGAUUCAAGGACCCUCAUUGAGCGUGCGCGUGUUGAAUGUCAGAACCACUGGUUUGUGUACAAUGAGCGGAUGAGCGUCGAGUCCUGUGCGCAAGCCGUCUCUAACCUGGCUAUACAGUUUGGUGACAGUGAUGACGAUAGUGGUACAGCUAUGUCUCGGCCGUUUGGCGUGGCUGUUAUGUUUGCUGGUAUUGACGAGAAAGGCCCUCAACUCUUCCACAUGGACCCGAGUGGUACAUUUGUGCAAUACGACGCUAAAGCAAUCGGCUCGGGUAGUGAAGGAGCUCAACAGAGCUUGAAGGAAAUCUACCACAAGUCGAUGACACUCAAAGAAGCUAUAAAGUCAGCGCUUACGAUUCUCAAACAGGUUAUGGAAGAGAAACUAUCGGAGAAUAACGUAGAAGUUGUCACCAUGACUCCAGAUUCCAUGUUCCAUAUGUUCUCGAGGGAACAACUCGCUGAGGUUAUUAAGGACAUCCCUUAAGUAGUUCGACGGUUGAGUUUAUUUCUUACUAAUAGUAAUUUAUAUAUUUUUUAUGACAAGUUUAAGCUUUGAUACAAUAUCAGUAAUUUAUUACACAUAAAAUAACAAGGUAAAGACGAAAAGAAAAUUGGCACAAAAAAUGUCAACUGAAGUUUUUGGCGGGAAAGUUAUGGUUACAUAAAAUUGCGCUUUUCUAAAGUACAGCAAUAACUGGUUCUAUUUACUAUGUACGAUAUGAAUUAUUAUUUAGUAUUGAAAUAAACUCGACCGAAAUUUAGAGUAUUUAGUAAUAUUUUGAGUAAAUUGUUUUUCAUUGUAGAUUAGUUAGUAUCAUAUGGAAAAGACAAAGUUAUGUCAAUGGUAAGUGGUAUUAAAUUAAUAGACAAUUUGUUUGAUUAUAAAUAUUUUUAUUUAUGUG